UCUCUCUCUCUCUCUCUCUCUCUCUCUCUCUCUCACACACACACACACACACACACACACACAUACACACACUUGCAUAUACAUCGGUGCUAAAUAAAUGGCACAAAUGAGUCUUCCCCCAGGAUUCAGGUUCCACCCAACUGACGAGGAACUUGUUGCUUACUAUUUAAAUAGGAAAAUAACCGGCCGUGUGAUCGAGCUUGAAAUCAUCCCAGAGGUUGAUCUCUACAAAUGUGAGCCCUGGGAUUUACCAGACAAGUCAUAUUUACCUGGCAAAGAUAUGGAAUGGUACUUCUACAGCCCAACGGAUAGGAAAUACCCAAAUGGGUCGAGGACUAACCGGGCAACCAAAGCCGGUUACUGGAAAGCCACCGGAAAAGAUCGGGUGGUGCAGUCGGAAAGGCGGCGGGUGGGGACGAAGAAAACACUGGUGUAUUAUAAAGGUAGAGCUCCCCAUGGCAUCAGAACCAACUGGGUUAUGCAUGAAUAUCGCCUCAUCAACUCCGUCUGUGGCAAUGCAUUUGCUUUACAGGAUUCAUAUGCAUUAUGUCGCAUUUUCAAGAAGACAGUUGAUCACGGUCCCAAAACUACGGAGCAGAAUCGGACAACAAAUAAGAAAAGAUGUCAGGUAUUGGACAAGCAUCUAAUAGAAGACCAGGACACAAGUUCUGGGACCGAAAUUUCAAAAGGGACAGAAGCUGAAGAUAAAAAUUUCGAUCACUGCAAUCCGAAAUAUCCAUCUGAUGCUUCUUCUUCAGAUCUUACCCAAGGGACACCACUUGAAACUUGUCAAACACAUUUUUCACAAGCUCCAUUUACAUCAGAUGAAGAUAACAGUUUAGCUGACAUGUAUUCUUUCGGAACAGACUGGCAAUCGAAUCUAGUUCAGGACAUUCAAGACAUGGAAUACACUAGCAUGCAGCAUCAACCUCCCUAUCCACCCUUGGCAGUAGAAGACUUCCCGAAGAUAGAUAUAGCAGAGACAAAGCCAUCAAAGCCUGAAAGUAUAGAUGAAUAUGUGAUGUAUGACAAACACAGAGAUUACAUGAUCAGCGGGACAACGAUGUUUGAGGACAUUUUGUUCUUAUGUUCUUCGUGA
Cornus florida is the source of this 1099-nucleotide messenger RNA. Its product is annotated as NAC domain-containing protein 54-like. Lineage: Eukaryota; Viridiplantae; Streptophyta; Magnoliopsida; Cornales; Cornaceae. Gene Ontology annotation, biological process: regulation of DNA-templated transcription. The transcript has 4 exons. Gene Ontology annotation, molecular function: DNA binding. Bases 98 to 1099 code for a protein of 333 amino acids. The record is from RefSeq and is a predicted model, not a curated record.